GUGGCUGCUCUUUAACUGUCCUCCACUCAGAUGGCUGGCAAAACCUACAUAGUUGAGCACCUCGAUGAGGAGCUCGGGCCCUGGUCUGAGUUGGAAUAUCUCACCAUAGCCAAGGAGUCCAACCAGGCUGGUGCUAAGUUCUGCUUAUCAUCAAUCCCUCCUUCAUUGACUCUGCCAGAGGCCUUGAAAACUGUCCCGGGUUUCACAGCAGACGGACGAAGCGUUGAAACCUUGUAUGCAGAUAACAAAUCUCGUGUCUGCUUACUUGAUCCAGCAGCCACAAAGGAACUGAGCCCAGAGGAUGGCGAAACAUUCGAUGUUUUUCUGUUUGGUGGGAUUUUGGGGGAUGAUCCGCCAAGAGACAGAACUUCGGAAUUGAGGAAAAAGGGGUUCGAAGGACGUCGCCUUGGGCCAAAACAGAUGACGACGGAUACCGCCGUAAGAGUGACCAGACUUAUAGUUCAAGAGAAGAUUCCCCUCGACAAGAUUCCAUAUGUCGACAACCCUGAACUUCGCAUCAACAAGAAUGAGAGUACCGAGAUGCCCUUUCGCUAUGUGAAGGGUGAAAAUGGGCAGCCCAUAAUGCCAGAUGGCAUGGUUGAGCUGAUCAAGAAAGAUUCUGAAAAAGGGUUUGGAGACUUGUUCUGAUAUCUGGCGACUACCAGGAUACAAAUGAACAGAGAAUCUGGGAAGAUAGAGCAGAGUCUUUUUUAAUUGGAUUGAAGCAUUAAUUACUCUCAGACAACUGAGAGUCUUCUUAUGUAUGUACAUAAAAGCAGGGAUACAAGUUGUACGGGGUUAGAUAAGAAACACUUGGCUGAUGCGGGCGCCUUAGCUAGAGGACUGGCUUUACCUUCGUAUGAGUUUCUGAAUGCAUUCCGGAGGAUUAUUCAGAGGGGAUAUACUUGAAUCUCAAGCUGCCCUAUUCCAGUGCCUCUAUUCGUAAUUUUCAUUCUUGUACUCUAUCAUAUUUAUUUACGUUGCUUUGAACAAAGCCCCGUCUAAGCCAUGUG
Amorphotheca resinae ATCC 22711 is the source of this 1013-nucleotide messenger RNA. RefSeq lists its product as hypothetical. The coding region runs from base 31 to 648 and encodes 205 amino acids. The transcript is spliced from 5 exons. Gene Ontology annotation, biological process: peptidyl-arginine methylation. Lineage: Eukaryota; Fungi; Ascomycota; Leotiomycetes; Helotiales; Amorphothecaceae. The record is from RefSeq and is a predicted model, not a curated record. Gene Ontology annotation, molecular function: protein-arginine omega-N monomethyltransferase activity.